CUUGGGGCGAUCUCAGGUGGCGUCCAUCUGCCCUGCUUGUGUCCCCAGCCAGACCUGGUGGAGCGCCUCAUCUCCGUAGACGUUAGUCCCGUCUCAACCGCACCCGUCUCCGAAUUCUCUGCCUACGUCUCUGCCAUGAAGUCGGUGAAGAUCCCGGAUGGUCUGUCCCGCUCUGCGGCCCGCCAGCUGGCUGACGACCAGCUGCGUCCGGUGGCCCAGCUCCCGCAGCUGAGACAGUUCCUCCUCACCAACCUGGUAGAGAUGGAGGGCCGCUACGUCUGGCGGGUGAACCUGGAGGCUAUUUCCAACCACUUGGCAGAUAUCAUGAACUUCCCCGUCUUCCACAAGCCGUAUCCUGGCCCUGCGCUCUUCUUGGGAGGAUCCAACUCGCCCUAUAUCAGCUCCAAAGACUACCCGGAGAUCCAGCGCCUCUUCCCCAAGGCGGAUGUCCAGUACAUUGAAGGUGCAGGCCACAUAGUCCAUCAGGAUAAAUUUGAAGAAUUCAUCGCUGCUGUCCUCAAUUUCCUGCCACCACCGUAGCGUUGGGGACCAGGGUUUCUGCAAGCACCGCGUGGGACUUGAGGAGCUCCGGGCAGUGACGCAGGGCUCUGGGCUCUGUGAGGAGGGGCUCAGCCUGGACCGGCUGCCCACUUUGCAGUCCGAUCCUGCCUGCGAGGCCUUCUCCCACCCCGGGUCGCCUGGAGCCGGAGCGGAGAGGCACCUCCAUCCCGCUGAGCCCUCCUGCCACCUCGCAGGGACGCGGGGUGGCGCCGGCCCAGGACACUGCCCUUCCUGCACAGCCUGUCCCACCUGCGCUGGAGUGUCUCGGACGCUAGGAGGGGGCAGGAGAGCCCCCUCGUUUUCCUGCUGCCAGACCACCUGGUUGUGGAUCUGGCUGCGACUUCGCAGAACGUGCAAUAAAGCUGAAUC
Aptenodytes forsteri (emperor penguin) is the source of this 930-nucleotide messenger RNA. It is a transcript of the gene ABHD11, whose product is annotated as abhydrolase domain containing 11. The record is from RefSeq and is a predicted model, not a curated record. The annotation marks the transcript as partial. The transcript is spliced from 3 exons. Gene Ontology annotation, cellular component: mitochondrion. NCBI's taxonomy places the organism in Eukaryota, Metazoa, Chordata, Aves, Sphenisciformes, Spheniscidae.